This is a messenger RNA of Setaria italica (foxtail millet), 1573 nucleotides long. RefSeq names its product serpin-Z1. The transcript has 2 exons. NCBI's taxonomy places the organism in Eukaryota, Viridiplantae, Streptophyta, Magnoliopsida, Poales, Poaceae. The record is from RefSeq and is a predicted model, not a curated record. Gene Ontology annotation, molecular function: serine-type endopeptidase inhibitor activity. Bases 40 to 1332 code for a protein of 430 amino acids.
UCGUAACCAGCAAUAAGUCCGCACCAGCAGUUACAGAACAUGGAGGACGACCAGCUCACCGCUGCAGCGCGAGACCUCGCCGCAUUCUCCGUGCUGCUCGUCCGCCACCUCGGCGGCCACCACCAAGAAGAGACAACGGCGCCCAACAAGCUCCAGACCACCAACAUGGCCUUCUCGCCCAUGUCCUUCCACGCCAUCCUCUCCCUCCUCGCUGCCGGGGCCACGGGCGCCGCACGCGACCAGAUCGCCUCUUUCCUCGGCCCCGCCGGCGCGGACGCGCAUGAGGCCCUCGCCUCCAAGGUGGCCUCCUAUGUCCUCGCCACCCACGAAAACAUCGACUGGGUCGAGGAGGACGACGAGGAGGAGGCGCCUACGCCACCGCCCGGGGUCUGGUGCGCCAUGGGAGUCUGGGUGGACUCCUCGCUUGUCCUGAAGCCCGCUUUUGCGACCGUGGCCGCCUCCAAGUACAAUGCAGAGGCGCGAGCCAUCUCCUUCAGAAACACGCCUGCGCAGGCUAGAGAAGAGAUCAACGAGUGGUUCGAGAGCAAGACCGGCGGCCACCUCCAAGGCCUCCUCCCGGAGAGCUACAUCAGCGCCUCGACGCUGCUGGUCCUCGCCAACGCCCUCUACUUCCGAGGCUACUGGUACGACCCCUUCUUUCCGGAGAUGACGCGGGACGGAACUUUCUACGUCUCACCCGGCCACGAGGUCACCGUGCCCUUCAUGGAAAGAAACCACCUCCACGAGUGGAUGCAGAUCGGCUGCCACCCCGGCUUCAAGGUCCUGCGGAUGGCCUACAUCAACCGCAAACGGGAGCAUUGCUUCUCCAUGUACAUCUACCUCCCCGACGACCGCGACGGCCUGCCGGACCUGGUGCGCGAGCUCAGCUCCAACCCGGUUGCUCUCCUUCACGGAAAGGUCGUGCCCGAUCGGAAGGUCCUCGUCGGCGAGUUGCAGAUCCCAAAGUUCGACGUCUCGCUGCAAGCGGACGUCUCCCGUCUCCUUGCAGACCUUGGUCUGGAUCUGACGCAGUUCCGUCCCGCCGGCCACUCCUUCUCCGAGAUGGUGGCGCUGGCCGAAGCCGAUGAUGAGGAUAUGCUGCCACCGAUGGCCGUUCCCUCGAUCAUCCAGCAGUGCUCUGUCCGCGUUAACGAGAGAGGCACCGUCGCUGCAGCAGCCACCGAGCUAGAGAUUUUGGGUUUUGCCAUGGGCAAACCUGAACCUGUUGUCGACUUCGUCGCUGAUCACCCUUUCCUAUUCUUCAUCAAGGAGGACCAUAGCCGUGUGGUUCUUUUCGCCGGCCAGGUCCUUGACCCUUCGUCACCACGUUAGCUAAUCGAUCGAUUAGCAGUCAUGCAUCGUCUCCUUUAUUUAUUAUUAGCUCGUGGAUUUAGGAGUCUACUAUAUCAUGCUUUGAACCAUUCUGUCCACUGUUGCUCCACGAUUGUCUUCUCUGAUUUUUUUUUUACACACCAAGCAUAUGCGAUCGCCCCGUCAGUCCGUGGCAAAAGGUGCUUCUACAGGGCUGCUUCUUCCUUGCCGCAAACCAGGGAUGUUCCGAAUAGAUUGUGGG